CUGGUAUGUGGGAAGGUGCCUGUUUCCUCGUGCACCAGCAUACUGGAAUGUCCUUCUUCAUCUUAUCUGACAUCCUCCUGUGAGGCGUUCAGUCCUGCACGACAGGUAGUCUACCAUCUUUAACUCAGUCAUAGGAAGACCGAGUGACCGGGAGAGGCGCGAGGCGUGCACUAACGGGACCACUGAAUCUGAGAGGCCAUUUUCGCCCUGACCGAGCCGCGUGAGCAUUUGAAAAUUGUUUUUGCGAUUAUUGUACAGCCUCCAUUUCGACGCGCAAACUGUCAAGCGCAGAUCAUGUGAUUGCGAGGAUGUGGGCUUGUCUUGUCGUCCGGAUCUGUCCGUAACCCUACAAACGGUACCAAAGCCAGAACGCGAGGUUGGGAUUGAUGCAGCAGUGGUUGGAUAGGUAGUCACGGAUGUAGGGCUAGUCGUCUCUUUGAAAUAUAUUGCUUGGAUCGAAUGUAACAGGCUAUAUUUAAACACCUCAUGGGGCAGACAGAUGCAAUGUUGUUAUAGGUUGAGAGAACUGAACAUCGUCGCUUCAUCUGGUGCGGUUAUUGAAUCGUGUCUCUCCUCUUUUCACUCCUCCUCUUCUCCUCUCCUUUCUUUCAGCAUCACUGAGAGAGGCUACUGAUGCUGCCGUAGCUCGUGAAAAUAUUCUCAGUAACAAAGUACCGGGACAGGGCUGUGUGUAAUUUAUCCCGGGCUAGAUGCUGUGAAUUAUCUCGCAGGAUUGUGAUUUGGGUUUACGGGAGGGAAGGCAUCAUAGACAUUGUGUUUCGUUUGCUCCGGGUUGAUUCUGUCGCUGUCGUCUACAUUGCUUAGGAAAUUGGAGGCAUAGCCUAUUGCCGCUGCUGUUCUGUAAGCCAAAAAAAAAUCGAUUUAAAUUUGAUAAUUGGUGAAAUGUCAUGUGUAAUAUCCGAAUGACAAUCUGAUAUUUGCUGUCUUUUUCAAGGAGGUAUUCCGGGGACAUACGCAAGUGACACGUGCCACGAGCGAUGUGUCUGACAGACGGGCAUUCGUAGCCUACGAGAGAGGUGGGAGGGAAUUAUUUCUCACGUACACUAGUUCAGGAGUCGCCAAGUUCUCAGAGUUAUAACAUAGGAGCGAGCUUGCAGAUAAACGUUUUGACACUCCGGUUUAUGCACCAGCCUCGGGAUGCGACGUCAUGAGUUGCUGUCCAGAUGUUGCCUUUGAUGUGAUUCAUUCAAUCUAGGCUAGGCCUACUGUUGGGUGCUUUUUACAGCAGAAAUAACUACUGACUCCUGCAUUUCUCAACUAAUUAAUUAGUCAGUCGUCCCCCCCCCCCCCCCUCCCCUCCCCGUUGCUUGACUACCUAAUUUAAUAAGCAUAUCUAGGCUACUUCAUAAUACCCGGACUGGGAUACAACACAAACUGUGCUACAAUGAUACCCGGAUCGGCCACGUCGAUGCUCCCAUCCAUGUCGUCGGAUGACAUUAAACUAUACCAGCAUAACUACGUCCGUAACUCCCGUGCCAUCGGACUCCUGUGGGCCAUCUUCACCAUCCUGUUCGCCAUCUUGAACGUGGUGAUCUUCAGCCAGCCCUAUUGGAUCGGAGACGGCGUGGACACCCCUCGGGCGGGCUACUUCGGCCUUUUCCACUUCUGCACCGGCGACGGAAUCCAGAGAGAGCUCGACUGCACAGGGACCUUCACAGAGUUCGCGCAGAUCCCAUCCACCGCGUUCAAGGCCGCGUCGUUCUUCGUCGGGAUGUCGAUGAUGUUGGUGAUGGCUUGCAUCGCUUCCUUCACUCUCUUCUUCCUGUUCUCCACCACCACCGUCUAUAAGAUCUGCGGCUGGAUGCAGGGGGCCUCGGGUGUAUGUCUGGUGAUGGGCUGUAUAAUCUACCCUGACGGCUGGGACAGUGACGAGGUGCGGAGGAUGUGUGGGGAGCAGACGGACAAGUACAGCCUGGGAGCGUGUUCCAUGCGCUGGGCUUACAUCCUGGCUAUCAUGGGGGUUCUGAAUGCCCUCAUGCUCUCCUUCCUGGCUUUUGUACUGGGCAACAGGCAGGACGGACUCAUGACCGAGGAACUACUGGCCGAGAGCAAGGAAGCUGGGAAUGCCUAAAACAAAGGUGUCUGCGUUUCCUAGUGUGUGUGUGUGUGUGUAACUUUCAUCAUCACGCUCCAGAGUUUUACCCAUCACCCCCAGAAGAGGACGACACUGGCACACCAUGGCUGUGAGAGAGAGAAGAGAGAGAUGGAGAGGAGAUGAGAGUAAAAGAGAAAGAGAGGUGGACAAUGAGUGAGCGAAACAGACAGGAGAGAAAAAAGCUAUGUAGCCAGAUGCCUCCCAUUCAUUCACACAUGCACUGUAUUCUAGUUCUCACCUUCUAGUCUAUACUGGAUCUGCCAAUGAUAUGUACAUCCCUAUGAUAUUGGCCCUGCUCACAGUCCUACAGUCUCUCUAACUCCACUAUCACUGAACCCCUAGGAACCCCAGCAGAGACAAGACAAUCUUCACACAGCCGAUCAUCGACCAAGACAGGGACAGAGACUUUGACUGACCAACAGAAGACGUAUGGAUUAUCUGCAAGAAUAUGGAUGAAGAAGAUUUUUGAAGUAUUGUUCUUGUAAUCACAUAUUGUAGUGAGAGAAAAAACACACACACUCAGACACACACACACACACUCAGACACGCACAGACUCAGACACACACACACACACACACACACACACUAUCACACUCAUGUAGACAGUCACAUUUGAAUACAUACAGUGCAUUCGGAAAGUUUUCAGACCCCUUGACUUCCCACAUUUUGUUACGUUACAGCCUUAUGCUAAAAUGUAUUAAAUUGUUUUUUUACCUCAUCAAUCAACAGACAAUACCCCAUAAUGACAAAGCAAAAACAGUAAGUAUUCAACCAUUUGCUAUGAGACUCGAAAUUGAGCUCAGGUGCAUCUGUUUCCAUUGAUCAUCCUUGAGAUGUUUCUACAACUUGGAGUCGAGCUGUGGUAAAGGAAAUUGAUUGGACAUGAUAUGGAAAGGCACACACCUGUCUAUAUAUAUGGUCCCACAGUUGACAGUGCAUGUCAGAGCAAAAACCAAGCCAUGAGGUCGAAGGAAUUGUCCGUAGAGCUCCGAGACAGGAUUGUGUCGAGGCACAGAUCUGGGGAAGGGUACCAAAACAUUUCUGCAGCAUUGAAAGUCCCCAAGAACACAGUGGCCUCCAUCAUUCUUAAAUGGAAAAAGUUUGGUAUGUCCUUGAGUGGCCCAGCCAGAGCCCAGACUUGAACCCAAUCGAACAUCUCUGGAGAGACCUGAAAAUAGCUGUGCAGCAACACUCCCCAUCCAACCUGACAGAGCUGGAGAGGAUCUGCAGAGAAGAAUGGGAGAAACUCCCCAAAUACAGGUGUGCCAAGCUUGUAGCGUCAUACCCAAGAAGACUCAAGGCUGUAAUCGCUGCCAAAGGUGCUUCAACAAAGUACAGAGGAAAGGGUCUGAAUACUUAUGUAAAUGUGAUAUUUCAGUUUUGUAUUUUUUAUAAAUUUGCAAAAUUUUCCAACAACAUGUUAUGGCUUUGGCAUUGUAGAUUUAUGAGGGACAAAAAAUGAUUUAAGCAAUUUUAGAAUAAGGCUGUAACGUAACAAAAUGUGGAAAAAGUCAAGGGGUCUGAAUACUUUCCUGAAUGCACUAAAUACAUAGCAUCCUUAGACAUUGACCUUGUAAUAAAUCCCUAACGCUAACACAUUAAGCAACAAUAGAUACUGUACAUUCGUGUGCCAUGUAAUUUCCCCAAAUAUAUGUUUAUGUUUUACUUGUGAAAAGAAGGAAAUCAAUUCUUCUCAUGUGAUAUUGGGUGUCUUAACAUAAUGGGUGAACUCUUACAAACAAAACAUCUCCUUUCAUUAUCCUCCUCGUCUUCCCCCUCUUCCUCAAUAACCCUCUUUACCAGAGAGCAUUGUUGUCUAACGUGAGUUGCUACGGUUACUGUGUAUAGAUGUUCACUGGAGAGAAAAAUAUAUAAGUUUUACAAAGUUGGGGUUGAAACCUGUAUAUUCUAAAAUAACAAAGAAGCACUAAUGGUAGGAAUUCAUUUUGUACCUCCAUCGCAAGCCGUAUGCUCAGCUCGAUUUACACAUUACUUCAUGAACUUGUGGCUCAAUAUUUUGUAAUUUUAGUGGUAUGGUAUAUUCUUCUUCACUGUGAUGGGAGUGAAUGAUUGAUUGUAUGUCUCCUUCGUAUCUCGUGGCUGAGGGGUGAAUGUGUGUGUGUGUGUGUGUGUGUGUGUGUGUGUGUGUGUGUGUGUGUGUGUGUGUGUGUGUGUGUGUGUGUGUGUGUGUGUGUGUGUGUGUGUGUGUGUGUGUGUGUGUGUGUGUGUGUGUGUGUGUGUUUAAUGCACCUUUUUAGUGUACCAACACACUGGCCUCGUCUCAUACUGAGUCUUCUGGACAUACAGUACAUAUCUCUUUAUUUAUGUUUCCUCUCUCUCUCUCUCUCUCUCUCUCUCUCUCUCUCUCUCUCAGUAUGUGUUUAUCAUUCAUUAUGGGGACAUACAGCGUACUAAGUGUGUAGAGGGUCAUAUAUAAUAAUCUAUUGAUUGAUGAAUUGAUUGGGUGAUUGAUUGAUAAGGCCUGAUGAGGUUAUUCUAGUCCUUUACCUCCAUCAUGAGUUCGGAGGAGGAAGAAGAGGAAGAUGAGGAAGAGGAGGAGGUGUGGUGAGCUUUAGUGUUAAUACUGGAGAAAGGCCUGUCCCAGUCUCCGCUGUCUAUGUACCACCAAUGUAAAUAUAAAUAUCAAAACCGAUACCAAACAUUAAGAAACUAUAAGGAAGAGAAGGGUAAACUGCAAUGAAAUAAAUAAAGUAAAUAAAGAAGAAUAUAUGAAUAUGAUUAAUAAAGGUUUUCACAUUAGAACAAA
This is a messenger RNA of Salvelinus fontinalis (brook trout), 4884 nucleotides long. RefSeq names its product LHFPL tetraspan subfamily member 3 protein-like. Lineage: Eukaryota; Metazoa; Chordata; Actinopteri; Salmoniformes; Salmonidae. The record is from RefSeq and is a predicted model, not a curated record. The transcript has 4 exons. Gene Ontology annotation, cellular component: plasma membrane. Gene Ontology annotation, biological process: sensory perception of sound. The coding region runs from base 1406 to 2092 and encodes 228 amino acids.